Molecule: messenger RNA, 1317 nt
Organism: Lipotes vexillifer (Yangtze River dolphin)
Lineage: Eukaryota; Metazoa; Chordata; Mammalia; Artiodactyla; Lipotidae
Gene: IFI44L
Product: interferon induced protein 44 like
Biological process (GO): immune response
Source: RefSeq, a predicted model, not a curated record
AUGGCAGUGACAACCACACUGACAUGGAAUGAGGAAAAGUAUCUGCAAAAGCUGCUUGGAAAUGUUUCUUUGAGACUUCUUUAUAAGUCUAGUGUCCACGGAAACAGAAUUAGAAAUAUGCAUAAUAGGUGCAUUCGUCAGGGAUCCACUAUAACAAUGAUUUACCGUCCCAAGAAUAUUUUUGGUAUCUUUAUGCUUGGGCAUUAUCCUGAAAUGUCUGAAAGUUUUAGACAGCCAAAUACUUCCUUCUGUCUUUCAUUUCAAAAGAAAACAAUGGAAAUGAUGGCUGCAUUUUUAAAUUCAACAUCGGAAAUUAGUGAUAACCAACUGGUAUUUCAGUUCUCUAUUUCUCCCUAUCAGUAUUUGUCUCUGGAUUUAUACAAUAGAAUCAUUGUUAUACCUAAACUUUUUGUGGAAAAAUUAGGACUAAAAACUGACAGGCUCCUGAUUUUGGAAUGUGAAGUUUUUCAAGUGGAAGGAAUUAAGGAUGAUGCAGGCUACAUAAACAGGAUAAUAAGAGCCACACAGCACAGAAAUAGUCUCCUAGCAGACCUCAGAGCCUACAGGCCCUAUGCAGACUUGGUUUCAGAAAUUCGUAUUCUCUUGUUGGGUCCAGUGGGGUUCGGAAAGUCCAGUUUUUUCAAUUCAGUGAAGUCCAUUUUCCAAGGCCAUUUGACUCACCAAGCCAUAGUGGGGUCUGAUGUCACCAGCAUUACUGAACAGUAUAGGAUAUAUUCUAUUAAAGAUGGGAAAGAUGGUAAAUCUCUGCCAUUUAUGUUGUGUGACUCCAUUGGGCUGGAUGAGAAAGAGGGAGUAGGCUUAUGUGUGGCUGACAUACCCCACAUCUUAAAAGUGGUGCCAGACAGAUAUCAGUUUAGUCCCCAUAAAUCAAUUACACACAUGCAUCCUACUUCCAUCACCUCUCCAUCACUGAAAGACAGGAUUCACUGUGUGGCUUAUGUCUUUGAUAUCAACUCUAUUGACAAUCUCUCCUCUAAAAUGGUGGCAAAGUUCAAACAAGUUCAGAAAGAAAUAUUAAACUGCGGUGUAGCACAUGUAGCAUUGCUUACUAAAGUGAAUAAUUGCUAUGCAGUUCUUCAAGACAACUUCUUAAAGAUGAAUAAAUCUAUGAUUUCUAAAAGCCAGAUACAGAAUGCCAACAAGAUGCUAGGCAUUCCUCUUUCUAAUAUCUUGUUGGUUGAAAAUUAUGCUUCAGAGCGGGAGAUGGAUCCUUUAAAGGACAUUUUGAUCCUCUCUGCACUGAAGCAGAUGUUCCGGGCUGCAGAUGACUUCUUAGAGGAUUUGCCUCUUGAGUAA